Penicillium antarcticum is the source of this 1431-nucleotide messenger RNA. RefSeq names its product putative tRNA methyltransferase (gene trm82). The coding region runs from base 1 to 1431 and encodes 476 amino acids. NCBI's taxonomy places the organism in Eukaryota, Fungi, Ascomycota, Eurotiomycetes, Eurotiales, Aspergillaceae. Gene Ontology annotation, biological process: RNA (guanine-N7)-methylation. Gene Ontology annotation, cellular component: tRNA methyltransferase complex; nucleus; cytosol. The record is from RefSeq and is a predicted model, not a curated record. Gene Ontology annotation, molecular function: tRNA (guanine(46)-N7)-methyltransferase activity; protein binding. The transcript has 3 exons.
AUGCCUUCUCUGCAGCACCCGUUUCAGUGUCUGCGAUAUGUCGCAAGAGAAUCAGCAGGCCAGUCUGAUUUGCUAAUUGCUACUGCUGGUGCCAAGGUCUAUUCAUACUCUGCUUCUACUGGCGAAUGUCUAGAUGUUUUCCCGAGUGCGUAUGAAUUGGCCGUCUCGGACGAUCUCAAGAGUCCCCCGGGCAAGAGACGCAAGCUAUCUUCGCCUGAGCAGAAGGAUGAGCAAUCCGAGUCUGCAGAUAAGGGGUCGAAGGAAGAGGUCAAGCUCACUUGGUCCAACAUUCCCCUCCUAAUUGUGGCCAAAAGCAAAUAUGUAAUCUUCCUUACUGCCGAGGACAAGUGUGUCCGAGUCUACAGCUUGAGCGGCAAUGGACAAUUCGUAAAGGAGAGCGUCCGAACAAUGCCAAAGCGGCCAAGUGUGUUGGCUCUGACACCUGAUGAAAAUGACAUCCUGUGCGCCGACAAGUUCGGCGAUGUGUACAUCAUUCCCGUGAUUCCCAGCUCAGAGUACAAGCGAACCGUGGCCGAAGAGAAGGAGUAUACUCCAUCUGCCACUAAUCUCACUGUGCAUACGAGACGCAACCUGGAAUCUUUGGAGCAGCAGAAGAGACAAGCUGCGUUGAAGAAGAAAGCCUCAGUAGAGACCACUGCACUCAACUUCGAGCAUCAGGCCAUCAUUGGUCAUGUUUCCAUGCUGACAGAUAUGGUCUCUGUCACCAGGCCUGCAGACUCAAGCAUCAGUCACCCAAGGAGUUACAUCCUGACUGCGGAUCGUGAUGAGCAUAUCCGUGUAUCCCGUGGUCACCCCCAAGCGCAUGUCAUUGAACAAUACUGCUUUGGUCACACUUCUUUCAUUAGCAAGCUUUGCAUUCCUUCCUGGGCACCGGAUGUUCUCGUCUCAGGUGGUGGCGACAAGCAUUUGCUUGUGUGGAACUGGGUUGGGGGUCAGGUCUUGCAGAAGGUCUCUCUGUCUGAGUCUGAAACCGACAUCAGUGUUUCUGGAAUCUGGGCUGUCUCCAUCAAUGAUACGAACAACAUCUUUGUUGCAAUUGAAGGAUCUUCGCAACUUCUUUGCUACACCCUCGAAAACGACAACACGCUAAAGCAACAAGAGACCCUUCAGCUCUCAGGCAAUGUAAUUGAUCUGGUUUCGAUCAGCUCCAAGGGCAGCAUUGUUGUUUCCCUAGACAACCUGCGCGAACCCAACUCGACCAGUGUCUGGAGAUCAUCUCCCCAGGCUCUUCUGGAAACCUUCCGAGUUGAAUAUGGAAAAUGGAUCCCUACGGAGGACUCAGUUGUUUCCAAAAUCAACGAUAAGGACAGCACAAUCGUUGAGGCGGAAUUGGACGAGAAGACCACCAAGUCGCUAAACGAACAAUUGUACGGUUUGUCUGUUCUCCGGAAGAACCCUGCGUGGGAUUAA